Desarmillaria tabescens is the source of this 780-nucleotide messenger RNA. RefSeq lists its product as uncharacterized. NCBI's taxonomy places the organism in Eukaryota, Fungi, Basidiomycota, Agaricomycetes, Agaricales, Physalacriaceae. The record is from RefSeq and is a predicted model, not a curated record. Gene Ontology annotation, cellular component: cytoplasm. The transcript has 4 exons. Bases 94 to 780 code for a protein of 228 amino acids.
AUGACAACCCCCAAGAGGCUCAAGUGCUCAGGGGCCGACCCCAUUGAAGCCUUAUAUACUGGCAGGAGUGAUUCUUGAUUCUCAGUGUUCAGUAUGUCCACACCUACAACUUUAUACGAUAUACCCUCGAUUGCCUCGGGCAAAGCCUGGUCCCCUAGUGUCUGGAAAGCCAGAUACGUUCUCAAUUACAAGGGCUUACCCUAUCAAACAGAAUGGGUCGAAUACCCUGACAUCGAACCGCUCUACGGGAAAAUCAGGGUGAAAAGCCACAUUACUAAGCCCGAUGGUGUAACACCCUAUUACACUCUCCCUGUCCUCCACGACGCGUCAACCGGAGCUGUCAUAUCUGACUCAGCCGAGAUUGUGCGAUACCUUGAUAAAACCUAUCCUGAUACGCCCACCAUCAUCCCCUCUGGAACCGACGCAUUCCAUUAUGCUUUCAAUGAAGCUCUAGAAAACAAUUUCAGUGCACUUUGGCACAAAGGGUUCUUCAGGGACACCAAGGAGAAGAAUACAUUUAAGGGGAGGACAUUCAAGGAAGUGGCUCCAAAGGGCGCCGAUAAGGAGAGGGAGAAGAUCGAUGCCUGGAUGAAGGAGGAUGACAAGUACUUCAUGGGAGACAUCAUUUCCUACGUGGAUUUCACUAUCAGCGCGUGGCUCUUGUGGAUCCCCAUUGUUUAUGGGGCAGAUAGCAAGGAAUGGAAGGAUAUAUUGACUUGGCAUAAAGGAAGAUGGGGAGCCUUGGUAAAGAACCUCGAGAAAUAUGAAGUCGUCAUAUAG